AUGAAUUUUGAAGGUACAUCAAACCUAGGUUCAGCUUUUGCAAAGAUCAAAAACCUCUAAAAGUUAGAACUUAAUCUUAGUUCAAGUCAUAUUAGUGAUGAUUGCGCAUUAGACUUAGGUUAUGCUUUGGCAAAGAUCAAAAAUCUCUCAAAUUUAAAGCUUGAUCUAAGUUCAAGUAAAAUUUGUGAUGAUGGUGUAUCAGGCUUAGGUACUGCUUUAGCAGAGUGCUUUUAUCUUUCAAAUUUGACACUUAUUCUCAAUAAUAACUGGAUUCACUCUUUUGGGGCAUCUGGUUUAGGUUUUGCUUUAGCAAAGUUCAACAUUCUCUCCAAUUUGAUACUUUAUCUCAAUGGCAAUAAAAUUGGUGAUGAAGGAGUAUUAGGAUUAAGUUCUGCUUUAGGAAAUUGCACUGAUCUCACAAAUUUGACACUUGAACUUGGUGAUAAUUUAAUUGGCGAUAAUGGUGUAUCAGGCUUAAGUUCUGUUUUAGAAAAUUGUACUGAUCUCGAAGAGUUAACACUUAAUCUCCAGAGAAAUAAAAUUGGUGCAACUGGUGCAUUAAGCUUAUGCCCUGCUUAAAUCUUAAAUUAUAAACUUAAUCUUUCUUCUAAUCGAAUUGGUGACGAAGGUGCACAUGGCUUAGGCUCAAGUUUAAUUAAGUGCACUAAUCUCUAAAAUUUGACACUUAUUCUUAAUGAUUGUCAAAUUAGUGAUAAAGGCACAUCAGGCUUAGGCUCAAGUUUAACAAAAUGCACUAAUCUAUAAAAUUUGGCACUUUAUUUUGAGUCUUGUUAAAUUUGUGGCGAAGGUGCAUCAAGCUUAGGUUAAAGUUUAGCAAAGUGCACUAAUCUCUCAAAUUUGAAACUUUAUCUUCAUAAAAAUUAAAUUGGUGAUGAAGGUAUAUCAGGCUUAGGCUUUGCUUUAGCAAACUGCAAUAUUCUCACAAAUUUGAAACUAGAUAUUAGGUAUAAACAGUUUUUUUGUCAUAAAUUAUGA
Tetrahymena thermophila SB210 is the source of this 996-nucleotide messenger RNA. Its product is annotated as cyclic nucleotide-binding domain protein. The transcript has 11 exons. Gene Ontology annotation, biological process: positive regulation of MHC class II biosynthetic process; positive regulation of transcription by RNA polymerase II; inflammatory response. NCBI's taxonomy places the organism in Eukaryota, Ciliophora, Oligohymenophorea, Hymenostomatida, Tetrahymenidae. Gene Ontology annotation, molecular function: protein binding. The record is from RefSeq and is a predicted model, not a curated record.